AAUGAGUCGAAGGACAGUCAGCGCACGAGAGACAUGACUUACAGCCUGAGCACUGAGCGUCUCGAGACACCAUGAAGCUGUGAAGCUUUUUUUCUGACACUGAACAUUUUUACGAUAACACAACAUUUUUUAAAAUUACUUCAUUUACUUGAACGCACAAUGGCACGAGGAGAGGGCGCUGAGCAGUACGCGGCGAGUUUAUUAUCAGUCAAACCUAUAAAUACUGAGAUCAAGACAGCAAAGCCAAAGGAGCAGAGAAAAGGUCUGUCUGUAUGGAACAAACUGUGCUAUGCCGUCGGAGGGGCUCCGUAUCAGAUCACAGGCAGCGCUCUGGGCUUCUUCCUCCAGAUCUACCUGCUGGAUGUGGCUCAGCUGGACCCCUUCCAUGCCUCCAUCAUCCUGUUUGUGGGCCGGGCCUGGGAUGCCAUCACAGAUCCCACUGUGGGUUUCCUGGUGAGCAGGAGUAGAUGGACCGCUAUCGGCCGCAUGAUGCCAUGGAUCCUUAUCUCUACUCCAUUUGCGGUGCUGACAUACUUCCUGAUCUGGUACGUGCCUUCCUUUGAGCAAGGGAAGGUUUUCUGGUACCUGAUUUUUUACUGCCUCUUCCAGUCAAUGCAGACGUGUUUCCACGUGCCGUAUUCAGCCCUCACCAUGUUCAUCAGCAGCGACCAGAAAGAGAGGGACUCUGCCACUGCUUAUCGUAUGAUGGUGGAGGUGCUGGGAACACUUCUGGGCACCGCAAUCCAGGGACAGAUAGUAGGUGGCGCCAAGAAUUGUCCUACUGACCCUGAUGAGCCAGACAACGGAAACUUUACUGAAAUCAACAGGACCGGAGUUUCACUGGAAGAGACGAAACAAGCUUACUUGGUUGCUUCAGGGGUCAUCUGCAUCAUCUACGUCGCUUGUGCCACAAUCUUAUUUUUGGGUGUGAAGGAGCAAAAAGAGAGCGGGCGGAAAAAAUCCCAGCUGUCCUUCCUUCAGGGCCUGUGGCUAGUGAUGAGUCACGGACCGUACCUCAAACUGGUCAUCGGCUUCCUCUUCACCUCUCUGGCCUUCAUGCUCCUGGAGGGAAACUUCGCCCUUUUCAUCUCCUACGCUCUCGGCCAUAGAAACGACUUCCAGAAUAUUCUCCUGGUCAUCAUGCUAUCUGGGACUCUAACUAUCCCGUGGUGGCAGUGGUUUCUGACCCGCUUUGGGAAGAAGAAGGCAUCUUACAUCGGCAUCACUUGGGCAGUACCCUUUAUGAUCCUAAGCAUCUGCUUCGGGAGCAACCUGAUCAUUGCUUACGUGGUCUCAGUGGCGGCUGGUGUGAGCGUGGCAGCAGCUUUCCUCCUGCCUUGGUCAAUGCUUCCUGAUGUAGUGGAUGACUUCAAGGUUAAAAACCCAGACAUCCAUGGUCAUGAAGCCCUCUUCUACUCCUACUAUGUGUUCUUCAUCAAGUUUGCCUCCGGAGUAUCACUGGGUGUCUCUACGCUCAGUUUGAAAUUUGCCGGCUAUGUGACUGGGAGCUGCUCACAACCUGAAGCGGUCAGUUUAACCCUGAAGGUGCUGGUGGCUCCUGUGCCUGUGGCUCUUAUCGCUGUGGGACUUUUGAUACUGAAGACCUACCCCAUCGAUGAGGAAACGAGACAGGGCAACCAGAAACUACUGCAGAAAAUGUUGGACUCUGAGACAGACUCUGAGUCUGAAACGUCAGCGCUUGGAAGCAGCGUGUAGAAGCGCAGAACGAGCCAAAACACCACAGCUGCCCUAACGUGUUUGCACAGUCUGUCGAGGGACACGACCAUCAACUAUCUGGACUAACAGAGGGAGAGACCACAGACCACUGUUGCCCAAACACCAUCACCAUUUACCAGCUCCCUCCAGCGGAUCACACUGGUUUACGUCGCCCUCUAGUGGCCGACCAGUAACAUCCUGUGUGUGAUUCAAGUAUUUUCUCUUGUCCUAUUUCUCCAGCUGUGUCCCAGUUAAACUCCAUCUGCUAAAACUAGGAAGCAGACACAUUUUUUAAUCAAAAUCACAGUGUAUUAUUUUGUCAGGUAGAACCAAAGGGGUUUUUUUCAGUUUCUCUUCCCCAUUUACUUCUUUUCUUAAGUGGUUUUCUUUCAUUGUUCAGCUGAAAUAGCACUGGGAUUUGUCCUUAUUUUAACCUAAAUGGGUAUCUACUACUGAACUGGACAGCACAGUCUGAUCAUCUUAUUAUUGAAAGGAGGUUAAAACACAUUUCUGUUCACAUUUAACCAACCACAGCUUCUUUUAGUUCAUGAUUAAUUGGAGCUGUAGUUGUUUUAUCUUGGUGGAGUUUUACUCAGAGAAACUUGUUUUUCCAAAGAUUUGUGACUUUAUUGUUUACUGAGAUGUUCCUGUAGCUGUGGCUGCAUUGUGGGACAACAGUUCUCAUCACCUCCAGUGUGAAUGCACUACAUACUGAAAUAUUAGGUUGGAUUUGGGACACAGCUUUUGAUUUGUGGUAUUUUUUAUGAAGUAUUUAAUCCCUGGUUUACAAGAUCGGACCUUCACUCGUGCGGACUGGAGUGAGAUGUUACCUUUGAUGUUUACUAUUUCUUAGGUCACUUGUGUUUGAUUCAGACGGUGCUCUGAAGGAAAUAUUCAGUAUGAGCCCUUAUUUAUAAAGGGCAUACCAGCACUAUUCCACUAAAUGAAGUUGUACGGAGCUGUGAUACAAUUUCCACUUUCAUUUGGUGUUGUUUCCUAUUGAUCUUUUCAGAAAGGCAAAAACUUUAAGUGUACUUGAAAGUUGUCAAGCGGAAAGGCACCUUGUGGUAUGAUGUACUGUAUGUGUGAAUCACUGCCUUACACACACAUCUUGAAUACUUGGUUGCAGUGAGAUUGUCCAUUUCCUUUUUGCUACUGAGAGGGGUUUCACAUCCCACAAUUUUGUGCUUUAACAUUUCACCCAACCUCCAUCAGGUUUAAGACAUUUCUGAAUGUGCUUUCACUGCAGGUCACCUACACUAUGAAGUUAUUUCAGCGAGCAUGUUCUCACUUCCCACAGGGAAGAAAAAAUGCUUUAUUUAACUAUUUAUUUAAACUAUCUAAGGGAAGGGAUUAUCGUUUGUUUGUUUUCUUGUGAAAGCACAUGUGUAUGUAAUUUAUUAACAGUGAAUGGUUAUUGGUGGACAUAUGUGAGUGAUUUUAAAGUCCUCUGGAAAACAUUUCAAAACAUCAAAGUGGUGGGUUUUUUUUGUUAUAAUGUGAUAAACAAACGGCCUUUACAGUGUUGUGACGUUAAAAAAUAACUGCCAAAACCCAGUCUUUCUAUUACAAAGAUGCAUAGUAGACACGUGUCCUCACUGUAGAUGGCUUGAUUUAACCUCACAUGAUCUUUAUCCUUAUUGGUUAAGUUAUUAGAAUUUCAGAGAAAUUUCUUUAAAACUUAAUAUAUUCCUGCAGAUUUCAUUUGAAAUUGCUCUGAAUGAAAGACAUUAAAUAUAUCUUUGGUCUCCUUGGUGUUUAUAUGCUGCUGUAUAUAUAAUAUGUAAAUACUUUUUUCUAAGUUUGACCUCAAUGAGCAAUAUAUAAAUCAGUGAAGAGAUGAAUUAAUGGGCUGUAAAUCUGUAAUUUUGAGUCUGUGAAUAAAGUUUGUCAAGACAAAGAAA
Molecule: messenger RNA, 3620 nt
Organism: Plectropomus leopardus (leopard coralgrouper)
Lineage: Eukaryota; Metazoa; Chordata; Actinopteri; Perciformes; Serranidae
Gene: mfsd2aa
Product: MFSD2 lysolipid transporter A, lysophospholipid a
Biological process (GO): lysophospholipid translocation; lipid transport across blood-brain barrier; carbohydrate transport
Cellular component (GO): plasma membrane
Molecular function (GO): lysophospholipid:sodium symporter activity; fatty acid transmembrane transporter activity
Source: RefSeq, a predicted model, not a curated record